UACCUGUGCAAUGUGCAUAUAUAGUGGUGCAUAGUUAUAGAAUGCAUAGUGAACAACUGUGAACAACUGCAAUUGCAAGCCUUAUUCUUCCCUUACAUUUAAGACAUUAUACGUUUUUUUUAUAUUUUUUAAUUAUAUGUUAAAAUGCGUGUUAUAGACAAUACGAGUUCAUCUGAUAUUUUAUGUUCCGUAGAAAAUGGAAUGUUAAAAGUAGUACUAAAUCGUCCGAAAAAACGAAAUGCCAUCACAGGAUCUGUACGUUUAUUAAUAUAUGUNNNAUACAAAUCCAUUCAUAAUAGUAACAUAUAUGUGGUAGUUGUAACUGGUACUGGAAAGUUUUUUAGCAGUGGAAAUGAUUUCACUUCUUUUUUAAUAAAUGCAGAUGGUAAUGACCUUGAAAAAACAGUGAGCACAGUCUUCAGGGAUUUUAUUAAUAUUUUAAUCACAUAUCCUAAGCUUUUAAUAGCUGUAAUAAAUGGCCCAGCCAUUGGUGUUGGAGUGACAAUGCUAGCAUUAUUUGAUAUGGUAUAUGCAUCACACGAGGCUUAUUUCCAAACUCCUUUCACAAGAUUAGGUUUGAUGGCAGAAGGAUGUUCAACAUAUACAUUCCCUAAAAUAUUCGGCAAGUCGAAGGCUGGUGAUAUGUUAUACUUGGGCUACAAAAUGAAUGCACUGGAAGCUAAACAGUAUGGCUUUGUUAGUGAGUUAUAUAAAUCUGAUCAAAUGGAUGAAGUUUGGAGAUAUUUAGAAACUCUGUCUAAACUCUCUUCAGAGUCUAUACUGGCAAUUAAACGUCUAGUCAAUAAAUGGGACCAAAAGAUUCUAUUGGAAGUUAAUGCACAAGAAUCGAUCGAACUAUUAGAACGCGUUCAGUCUUCGGACUUCAUCGAAAGAGUGAAGAAUCUUAUGUUUACUAAAAGUAAUAUGUAAAUAGUUUAUGGAAAGACAAUUUGUUGUAGUUAACGGGAAAUAAAUAUUUUGUUACAGAUUUAA
This is a messenger RNA of Ceratina calcarata, 993 nucleotides long. RefSeq names its product enoyl-CoA delta isomerase 3, peroxisomal. The transcript has 6 exons. The record is from RefSeq and is a predicted model, not a curated record. Lineage: Eukaryota; Metazoa; Arthropoda; Insecta; Hymenoptera; Apidae. The coding region runs from base 145 to 930 and encodes 261 amino acids.